AUGGGGGCUCGGAUCGACCGCAUUCGCCAUGGCGGGCCAGCCAACAAGCCUGGUUACACAUUCUACCCAGUCCUGAUCAUCGGCGCCGGCGAGUCUGGCAUUGCUAUGGGCUGUAGACUGCGGCAGGUUCUGGGGUUCGAUCAAUUCCGUAUCUUUGAGCGCAGGUCUGCCUUGGGAGGGACAUGGCAUACCAAUCAGUAUCCCGGUAUUGCUUGCGAUGUCCCGGCUAUCCUAUACUCGUUCUCCUUCGCCCAGAACCCUCACUGGACAUCCUUGUUCCCCUCGGGGCCGGAGAUCAUCCAGUACCUCUACGACGUAUGCGAAAAGUUCGAGAUCCUGGAUAAGAUCCAGCUCGACACCUCGGUCAAGGCGGUGCGUUGGAUUGAUGACGUCGAAGAGUGGGAAGUCGAGCUUGAACAUCUCGCGCCGGGAGUUGGCGACUUGUCUACCCGUGAAAGGCGGGCGCUGGAGGCAGGGAACGGACCUAAUUCCAAGACGGUCCUGCGCACAGAGAUUGUGCGGGCAAAGGUGGUCUGCAGCGCCGUGGGCGGGCUGGUCGAACCAAAACCACCCCUCGAGGUCCCUGGGAUUGACACGUUUGAAGGCGACAUCGUCCACACUGCGCGCUGGGACCCCGACCUCAAUAUCCGGGGCAAAGACGUCAUUGUCAUUGGCACCGGUUGUUCAGCUGCCCAAGUCCUGCCUCAGCUCGUCAAGCCCGAACACGGCGCCAAACAUGUCACCCAGCUGAUGCGCUCGCCGCCGUGGGCCGUGCAAUUCCUCCCUGCCGAAGCGCAGGAGUUCUGGAAGAAAUGGAUCCCGUUCCUGUCCACGUACAUUCCGGGCUUCCAGAACGGCCUGCGCAAGUUGAUGUUCGCCAUGCUCGAGCUCGAGUUCGUCGAGCUGUUUACACCCAGCGAGGCCGCGAGGCAGCGACGGAAGAAGAAGGCCAAGGAGCUCCUGGCCUACCUCCACAAGACGGUGCCGGAGGAGUACCACGAGAUCCUGACGCCGGACUAUGAAGUCUUCUGCAAGAGACGCAUCGUGGAUGACGGGUGGUUCCAGUCCCUCUCCCUGCCCAACGUGGAGAUCACCACGCUGCCCAUCACAUCUAUUCAGCCGCGGUCGGUGACCCUGGGCCCUGGCCGCCUAUACCCGCCCAUGUCCAAGACGGAUUCCAAAGCGCCCACCGAGCAGCGUACGGUGCCGGCCGACGUCAUUAUCAUGGCCAAUGGCUACGAGACCAACCAGUGGCUGCACCCGCUGGACGUGACGGGCCGGCAAGGGCGGUCGCUGUACAAGACGUGGGACGAGCGCGGCGGCGCCCAAGCGUACCUGGGCACCGCGAUGGACGGGUUCCCCAACUUCUUCAUGAUCUUCGGCCCCAACACGGCGACGGGCCAUAGCUCGGUGAUCCUGGCGAGCGAGAACAUGGUCAACUACUCGCUCAAGUUUAUCGGGCCUGUCCUGCGCGGCGAUGUCUCUACCGUCGAGGUCAAGGAGAGCGCCGAGCGCAAGUGGACGGCGGACCUGCAGCGCGAACUGCGCAACAGUGUCUUCAUGUCCGGCGGCUGCGUCAACUGGUACAACGAUGCCGCCACGGGUUGGAACGCCACCGUCUACCCGCGCACCCAGGUCGACUUCACCCUCCGCUGCAUGUUCCCCGUCUGGCGCCACUGGGACCUCAAGUACACCACCAAGGGCCACGUCAAGCUCGCCGCCUCCCGCGCCCUCAGGCUCGCCGGCCUUGUCGGCCUCGUCUGGUCCAUCGUCUUCACCCGCAAGCACGGCCUGCAGAGGACAAAGGACAUCGUCCGCGAGCUGCUCAGAACAGGUGUACAAGGCGUUCGAGCCGUCCUGCUCAGGUUGAGAUAG
Molecule: messenger RNA, 1875 nt
Organism: Fonsecaea pedrosoi CBS 271.37
Lineage: Eukaryota; Fungi; Ascomycota; Eurotiomycetes; Chaetothyriales; Herpotrichiellaceae
Exons: 2
Coding region: 1-1875 (624 amino acids)
Molecular function (GO): flavin adenine dinucleotide binding; N,N-dimethylaniline monooxygenase activity; NADP binding
Source: RefSeq, a predicted model, not a curated record